Molecule: messenger RNA, 841 nt
Organism: Peromyscus eremicus (cactus mouse)
Lineage: Eukaryota; Metazoa; Chordata; Mammalia; Rodentia; Cricetidae
Gene: Borcs8
Product: BLOC-1 related complex subunit 8
Exons: 5
Coding region: 397-756 (119 amino acids)
Cellular component (GO): BORC complex
Source: RefSeq, a predicted model, not a curated record
UUCCCCAAUCGGAGCCACUUGCGGGUGGGAGAGCGGAGCGUUCUCCAGACCGGGGCGGAGACACGUGGGAGGGACUUAGAGGAUUUAAAGGGACCGAGUUUCACUGGUGCCUCCCUGGUCCCAGAGGGUUAUCAGCAUGUGCAGGGAUAUGGUGGCAGCAGGGAGUCCUUGACUAGGUAUCCUAGGCACCAGGAAAUCUCCAUCCUACCCACGCACGCGCGGGAUUGCCUUCUUCCAUCUCCGGUCUGAAUAAAAGGGGGCGCGAAGAGGGGUCAGCGAACCCGACACCAGAACUGGAGGCUUGCGGCGGCUGUUUCAACCCGGAAAGUUUAGGCAGACGUCCCAGUCCCCCGACUUCCGGUUCCGGUUUUGGGCCCCUGUCUGGCGGCCUUCACUAUGGAAGAACCAGAGAUGCAGCUGAAGGGAAAGAAAGUCACAGACAAGUUCACUGAGAGUGUCUAUGUCCUGGCCAACGAGCCGUCAGUGGCCCUGUACCGGCUACAGGAACAUGUGCGCCGCUCACUGCCGGAGCUGGCCCAGCACAAGGCUGACAUGCAGAGGUGGGAGGAGCAGAGCCAAGGUGCCAUAUACACCGUGGAGUAUGCCUGCAGUGCUGUGAAGAGCCUAGUGGACAGCAGUGUGUAUUUCCGUAGUGUGGAAGGCCUGCUCAAACAGGCCAUCAGUAUCCGGGACCACAUGAACACCAGCGCUCAGAGCCACAGCCAGGAGAAACCAUCCCCUCCUUCUGUGGCCUGACCCUGACCCCGGAAGACUCGGGGCCACCGCCUUCCCCACCCAGGUCAGUGUGGAGGCUGCCCCUCUGCUGAGCUAACCCAUUUGU